Ipomoea triloba (trilobed morning glory) is the source of this 591-nucleotide messenger RNA. Its product is annotated as transcription factor bHLH167-like. Gene Ontology annotation, biological process: regulation of transcription by RNA polymerase II. The record is from RefSeq and is a predicted model, not a curated record. Gene Ontology annotation, molecular function: DNA-binding transcription factor activity, RNA polymerase II-specific; protein dimerization activity; RNA polymerase II transcription regulatory region sequence-specific DNA binding. Lineage: Eukaryota; Viridiplantae; Streptophyta; Magnoliopsida; Solanales; Convolvulaceae. The coding region runs from base 41 to 544 and encodes 167 amino acids. Gene Ontology annotation, cellular component: RNA polymerase II transcription regulator complex. The transcript has 3 exons.
AAUAAAAAUAAAAAUAAAACGCGUUUACCAAGCCCAAAACAUGCAGCCAAACAGCAGUAGUUUACUGCCACCCAGACCUCGCCGGCAUUUGAUGGAGAAAAAUCGGCGGCAGCAAAUGAGAGGCCUUUAUGGUCGCCUCGCCUCUCUCGUUCCCCAUGAAAAGUCUCUAGAAAAAUCUACGGCUUGUGACGUGUUGGAUCAUGCCACUAACUACAUCAAACAACUAAAGAACAACAUUAAUGAGCUGAAAGCAAGAAAGGAUAGCCUACAAUUACCAGUCGUAAUAGCCGUGAAUGAAAGUGAGAGAGGUGAAAGUUUGGAGAUAAAUAUAGUGUGUGGAUUGGAGAAGAAGAAGCUGUUGAAGAUGGAUAAAGUGUUUCGGAUUCUUCAAGAGGAAGGCGCUGAAGUUGUGAGUGCAACCAACUCCACUGUGGGUUUCAGCAUCUACCAUACAAUUCUUUGCAAGGCAUUUUCACCCAGAAUUGGAAUCGACACUAUUCGAGUGCAAGAACGGUUGAAAAACUUUAUUUCUAGCCUCAUAUGAUUUCUAAAAUCUAUCUACAUACAUACAAAUACAAAUUGAUACAAAUC